CCAGCCCAGAUCUUCUGUUCCUUUGUCAGCUUGUUCACAUUGCUUGUCUUGUAGUUUUGUGUUUGCGCCUUUGUUACCUUCUCAUUUACCUGGACCUGAACCUGGACUUGCCUGCCUACCUACCUGUACCUGUCAGUAAUACCUAGCUUUAACACAUCCCUGAACUCAUCCUGCUGUCCUUCACAGCCAACAGAACUGGAAUGACUGGGCUCAGUGGGCUGCUCUGUCUGCUCUCUGCUGCCAGUGGCUUCAGGCUCACUGAGCUCAGAUGACUGACUGCUAUAACUGCGCCAAAUGAAUAAUUUGUCAUUUUAAGAUGUUUGGCCACAUCAUCCUCAGAAGACUUUUCAGCACCAUCUUCAGGUUUUUCCUCUUUCUGUUGCUGUGCUAUUCUUCCAGAUAUUUGAAAUCUGCCAGCCUAAUGGAAAUGGGAAAGGGGCGGGCCCAGGUAAUUUGUCAUCACAGCCCAGAACGUCCGGCUGACUGGGAUUUCUGCCAAUGGCCAGUCCAACCAUGUCCAGCAGACAUAGAGGAGGUCCGUUUGUGUCGGCGUCCCAAGAUGAACCAAACCGCCACCGUCUCGCAUCAAGUUAAAUGCCAGUCUACAAAGGCCAUCAAGGACCUGGGAGGGGUGAGUCCUCCUCAGAGGAACUGGAAAGGGAUUGCCAUCGCUCUGCUGGUCAUCCUGGUGGUCUGCUCCCUCAUCACCAUGUCUGUGAUCCUGCUCACACCAGCUGACAACCAAGCUGGAAGCGACACCAAACUGACUGUGGAGGAUCUGUUCAAACCUGAGUUCAAGGUCCACGACCCGGAGGCUAAAUGGAUCAAUGACUCUGAAGUCAUCUACAGAAACAGUGACGGCCACGUCAUCAAGUUCAACAUCCUGACAAAUGAAACAGAGAUUGUCCUGACAAACACAACAUUUAUCAAUUUCAAUGUGGCAAAGUAUUCUGUCUCUCCUGAUCUCAAAUAUGUUCUCUUCGCUUAUGAUGUCAAACCGGUUUACCGCCACUCCUACAAGGCCUCCUACAGUAUCUACAAUAUUCACACUCGGGAGGUUUGGGAGCUGGACCCGCCUGAGGUGGUGAACUCGGUACUGCAGUACGCAGCCUGGGGAGUGCAAGGCCGACAACUGAUCUACAUAUUUGAAAAUAACAUCUACUACCAAUCAGACGUCAAGAGUAACUCCCUGAGGCUGACGUCCUCAGGAAAGGAAGAGGUCAUCUUCAACGGGAUCGCCGACUGGCUCUAUGAAGAGGAGAUCCUCCACACUCAUGUGGCACACUGGUGGUCCCCCGAUGGAGAGAGGCUGGCCUUCCUGGUCCUUAAUGACAGCCUGGUGCCCAACAUGGCUUUACCUCGUUUCACUGGCGCGACUUACCCCAAAGGAAAGCAGUAUCCGUACCCCAAGGCUGGCCAACCCAACCCGGCGGUGAAGCUCUAUGUUGUCAAUCUUUACGGGCCGACGCACACGUUGGAGCUCAUGCCUCCAGAGACGCUCAAACUACGGGAACAUUAUGUGACCAUGGUGAAGUGGAUCAGCAAGACCAAGACAUCCGUCAGGUGGUUGAACCGGGCCCAGAACAUCUCCAUCCUGACUGUGUGCGACACCACCACCGGAGCCUGCGUCACGAGGCAUGAAGAAAGCUCUGAGCUCUGGCUUUCCAAGCAGAACCAAGAACCAGUGUUCUCUAAAGACGGCAGCAGAUUCUUCUUGACUGUCCCGGUGAAACAAGGAGGACGUGGAGAGUUUCAUCACAUCGCCAUGUUCACCACGCAGUUCAGAGCAGAUCAAAAUGAAAUCCGACAUCUGACGUCAGGGAACUGGGAGGUGACCAGGAUCAUCGCCUACGACGAGAACACGGACAACCUUUAUUUCCUCAGCACAGAAGGGUCACCGCGGAGACGGCAGCUUUUCAGUGUUAAGACUGUGGGUCUGUUUCCACGACGAUGUCUGACAUGUGAGCUAAAUAAAGCGCACUGUCUUUACUUCGACGCUGACAUCAGUCCCACAAACCAGCACAUCAUCCUCCGCUGUAAAGGUCCCGGAGCACCAACUGUGAUCUUACACAGCCUCAAUAAUUCAAAUUACUACAUCCUUGAGAACAACUCUCUGCUAAAGGCAGCCUUGAAGUACAAAAGGAUCCAGCUGACCGACUUCAGAACUGUUCCAAUGGAGCACUUUGAUUUACCUCUGAAGAUCUCCUACCCACCGGACUUCUCUGAUUCCCGUCACUAUGGACUGCUGUUGCUGGUUGACAGCGCCCCCGGUGGCCAGGCCGUGAGUGACCGCUUCUCCCUCAGCUGGGACUCUGUGCUGGUCAGCUCGGACGGCGUCAUCGUGGCUCGUCUGGACGGGCGGGGCAGCGGCUUCCAGGGUCAGAGGAUCCUGCACGAGGUCCACCAGAGGCUGGGAACCGUUGAUGUUCAGGACCAGAUUGCCGCAGUAGAAUACAUGAUGAAAUUUCCAUAUAUUGAUCGGACACGGAUAGCAGUGUUCGGAAAGGGUUAUGGAGCGUAUCUGACAUUAAUGAUGCUCAAGUCUACUGACAGCCUCUUCAAGUGUGCUUGUGCAAUGUCACCAGUGACAGACUGGAAACUCUAUGCAUCAGCGUUCUCUGAGAGAUACCUUGGCAUGCCGUUACGGGAUGACAGCAGAUAUCAGUUUUCCAGCGUGCUGCAGAAUGUUCAAGCACUUCGGGAGCAGACGCUGAUGCUGGUGCACGGCACAGCGGACGCCAACAUCCACUUUCAGCAUACUGCUGAGCUCGUCAAGAACCUCGUGAAAGUUGGAGCAAACUACUCAAUGCAGAUCUACCCAGAUGAGGGCCAUUUUCUGUCUCAGCAGAGUCGCCAGCACCUGUACGCCACGCUGACCAGCUUCUACAGGGAGUGUCUGAAGGAGGAGUUACUACCGCUGCCUGAUGAGGAAGAGGAGGAGGAGGAGUAGGCAGGAGGCUUUGAGGGUCAGACCUUUGGCACAGCUUGAAGAAUUUAGAUAAAAUCCUUCAAGGCCUUUUGCUUUUUUGGACCAAGUGUUUAACCGGACAUGGAGACUGGGUUAGAGCUGCUAAUGCUCUGAAAGCGUGUGUGUGUGUGUGUGUGAGAGAGAGAGAGAGCUCUCUUUGUGUAUGCCUGUGUAUAAAUGUGUGUCGAAAAGAUAACCGAAGGACACGACAGUGAGACUUGCAUUGCCGGGACUUGAGACGAGAACUGCCCUUUAGCAUAAAGUCAUUUCAGUUUGGGGACGCUCUGGUUCUCGUCGAAGUGCACGGGAAACUGCCUCCGUGUUCUGCAAGCUCUCUGGGCUGUAGUCACCCACACUUACCAAGUGCAUGGUUCUUUUUUCCCCCGUCGGCUUCACUCGUUUUACCAUGUUAGUGUCCAUUGUGGUAGCACUUGGGAAGAAGCGAACACAGACGUACACGUUCGAUCUCACCUUCUCCUUUGGUUGUUGUAUUGUUGCACAGGGAAAUGCUCCAGCCAUAUGCGGACAAAUGUUUAGACCUCCCCACAACCGAGCCGAUCCUGAAAAAGUGCUACUUCCUGCUGAAACCCUCCGCCAUCGCCCACCCUAAAAUGAAAACUUUAGAGGUCACACUUAAUUGUACAGGGGUCUUGUGUGGACAUGUACAAUGCCUUAUAAGGUUCAACAUACUGUAAUAUUACUUGCUGGCAGUGGUAGUCAUCCAAUAGCAGUGUCAUGUUAACCUAUGUCAACUCAGGUCCUCGAGACACAGCAUCGCAGAUGGUUUAGUAUAUACAACACUAUGUCUAUGGCUGCAAGGUCAUGAAAAAGUCACGCAGUGUAUAUGAAGAUAAUGGAAAUUGGCCGUACAGUAAUUUCAGUUUCAGGCCACGCUGUGAAAGUUCUCCAUCUUAAUAUGUCAUUUAAUCGUGUUUCCUUAAAGUCUCCUUAAAGCAAGCGACAAAAUCUCUAAAAAGGUGUGAGAUGAUUCUUCAGUGUGUCUCCACCCCUUCAAGAGCUGUCCUCAAGUUCAGAGACAUUUUCUCAACCUUCUUGAUAUUCUCCACAUCAAGAAAGGAAUAAUAAACUGCAGUGGAUAUUAAUGGACAUAGGUGUACUAAGAUGGACAGUUUUCCAGUGUCAGUAAGGUGUUUGCAUGUCUACAGGGAAUGUGUCAAGUGUUGCCACAUUUUGUACAGUAAAAUACAGCAGAGUGUGUAUAUAAAUAUAUUUUUGAGAUGUCAGAUCUCAUAGAUAGUUUAGUCUAUGGGGAUGGAUUGAUUUGACCUGGAUGUCUCUUGUACUUCUUUUCAGUUUCUUUUUCUGUUUUCCUUUCAGCUGUUGAUUUUCUUCUUAGGAUGGAUUUUGUAAUGCUUGUUCUUGUUCAUUUUGCUGUUUUAAAAAGGGAAAGGGCAGGGUUGAGGUUUGGGGGUUAUUGUGAUUGUCCUCUAGUGAUGAUUAUAAAUAAAAAAAAUGACAAAAAACAAGUUAUGCUGAUAUGGACAGCACUCAUUUCUGUCAGAACCAAAACACAUUUGUUUAGCAGUGACUGAUUUUUUGGGAGGAUGAGUAAUCUGAUCAGCCAACACCUUCAUGUUUUCUUUCACCUCUUCAGGACUCAAAUUAAAGAGUAAAAAGUCUCCUCCUCCACCUCAGUCUUCAGUUCUCUUCUAACAUUUGCUUGAUAAAAGAUGUUGCAGAGUGUAACAAUCCUUGCUAAAGCAGGUUCCAACAAUCUCCUGUGUAACUUGAACAGUUAGACUCUCCAAACAUCAAAUCAGCUCAGAUUGACGGCAGCUGCACUGACAGGCAGAAACACACAACUGUGGCUGAUUGUCAAUCAACACACCGACUGUGACUUCAGACAUGAAUUCGUUUUCAUGUCACAGUAAGGUUUAAAAAAUUCCUAAAGUUCUGUUUAAGUCUGUUAGCUGAGAUCCAAACGGAUCCAAAGUCCGCUUUGUAAAUGAGCCCAACAUGUGCUUGUUGAUGCCUCCACGCUGCAUCAGUCAGCGGCUGAGCAGAUGGUAACACUCUGCUGCUGAAGGACAGAAACCAAAUGUGCCAGAGUUAAUGGAAGCCUUUAUUCAUCAGCGCAGACGAGCCUUUUCUCCACACUUUGAUAAAGUUACGUCGAUUUCGCAGAUUUCGCUGCGUUUUGUCAGAGCUGAGACAAAAGUCCAAAUUUUAAUUCGCCACCCGUGUAAAACAGCCAGCCGAGCUCUGUGUGACGGGAAGGAAACCCGCCUAACAGCACCUAGCAGCUCGAUAAUAAACACGUUUUAAAUCAAUUGUUUCAUCAGAGGCCCAAAGUGUAAGAACAAAAAGUUUCAUCUGGAAGUUUUGUGCCAAACAGUUGCUAGGCAACGAGGCUCCAGUAAGUCACUACGGUCCGCCAACAAAUCGUCCUUCACAUCAUCGUCCUACUUGUGUGAAGAACUAAUCAUUAUGUACUUCAUACUGUACUUAAGUACUAAUCACAGUUCGCAUGAAAUUAGACUCUGAAGUAAAAUUAUGGGCUGAGUUUGCUUGCA
Scatophagus argus is the source of this 5502-nucleotide messenger RNA. RefSeq names its product inactive dipeptidyl peptidase 10-like. The record is from RefSeq and is a predicted model, not a curated record. Bases 317 to 2950 code for a protein of 877 amino acids. The transcript is spliced from 28 exons. Gene Ontology annotation, molecular function: dipeptidyl-peptidase activity; serine-type peptidase activity. Gene Ontology annotation, biological process: proteolysis. Lineage: Eukaryota; Metazoa; Chordata; Actinopteri; Scatophagidae.